GAGGUUGCUGUGAAGGUGCUUACACAAAAUCUCGCGAUACUUGGAGAGGGUAUGUGAGACUACGCGGCGGAUAUCCGCUCUCUUUUCCGUGGUGGACUCCCGUACAGACGGUCCCCCAAAAUGAAGCUCAAUAUCUCCUUCCCUGCCACUGGCUGUCAGAAGCUGAUCGAAGUGGAUGAUGAGCGCAAGCUGAGGACCUUCUAUGAGAAGCGUAUGGCCACUGAGGUGGCUGCUGACCCUCUGGGUGAUGAGUGGAAGGGCUACGUGGUGCGCAUCAGUGGAGGAAACGAUAAGCAGGGCUUCCCCAUGAAGCAGGGUGUUCUGACCAACGGCCGUGUGCGUCUGCUGCUCAGCAAGGGUCACUCGUGCUACAGGCCACGUCGCACUGGAGAGCGCAAACGCAAAUCCGUCCGUGGCUGCAUCGUCGACGCUAACCUCAGCGUCCUCAACUUGGUCAUCGUCAGGAAGGGUGAGAAGGACAUCCCCGGACUGACCGACAGCACCGUGCCUCGCCGCCUGGGCCCCAAGAGAGCCAGCAAGAUCCGCAAACUCUUCAACCUGUCCAAGGAGGACGAUGUCCGGCAGUACGUGGUGCGCAGGCCCCUGACCAAGGAAGGUAAGAAGCCCAGGACCAAGGCCCCUAAGAUCCAGCGCUUGGUGACUCCCCGUGUGCUGCAGCACAAGCGCCGCCGCAUCGCCCUGAAGAGACAGAGAACACAGAAGAAUAAGGAUGAAGCUGCAGAGUACGCCAAGAUGCUGGCCAAGAGGCUGAAGGAGGCCAAAGAGAAACGUCAGGAGAAGAUCGCCAAGAGACGCCGCCUCUCCUCCCUGAGAGCCUCGCAGUCCAAAUCCGAGUCCAGCCAGAAAUAAGACUCGGUGCUUGUAGAUCAUAAAUAAAACAUCAAAAAGGUUUUGCUCAA
Messenger RNA from Hemibagrus wyckioides, 920 nucleotides. RefSeq names its product ribosomal protein S6 (gene rps6). The record is from RefSeq and is a predicted model, not a curated record. Gene Ontology annotation, molecular function: structural constituent of ribosome. The coding region runs from base 121 to 870 and encodes 249 amino acids. Gene Ontology annotation, biological process: translation. The transcript is spliced from 6 exons. Lineage: Eukaryota; Metazoa; Chordata; Actinopteri; Siluriformes; Bagridae. Gene Ontology annotation, cellular component: ribosome.